ACAUUUUAUUGGUGCUUUCUGCAUAGGUGUUGCAGGGGACUGCGGAAGGAUGGAAUAUGAAUUCAUUCAUUCGGAGUUGGAAAUAAGAAAAUGAUGGGGGAAGAAAAGGUGAAGACGGGAAAAACGAAGGAAAAUUCUGGGCCAAUCCAGUGGGCAGCAACUAAAUUCCAUCCCUGGGCUUCGAUCGAUUGAGAGUCAAACAUCUGAACUGCUCUUAGCCGUUCGAUUCUCUUGCGACCUCUUCCAUCCGUCCAUCGGCGACCAUCAGAAAACGGGGAUGGUCCUGCACAUAGAUCCCCACCUACUACCCUUUUUGCGGCAAAAAGAAUUCUUGGGCGUUUGAUUUCACGUUCGUUUGUGCAACCCACCAUUCAGCAACGAACCAAUAAAAGACAGUUCUGUCCAGAGAUCAAUGCCCAAAAUCCCAUCUUCCUGCACAAGAUAUUUUUUGGGUCUGUGAUCUCAUUGUCUUCUAAGCACACACCGGCAUCGCUGUUGGUUUCUCUCAGAAAACUGCGGUGGCUAGUGAAUUCUCCAUGAUUUGAGGACUCCAACCGUCUUCCUUUUUUCUGCUGGGGUCCCUGAAAUAGCCUCAGGAUGGUGUUCUGGGAUGGGUAUGUGAGUGAUGAGGCAAUGGGAACUUUUGCCCCCAUUGUGGUCUAUUGGUUGUACGCAGGGAUGUACCAGAUGCUGCCACCGUUGGAUCGGUAUCGGAUGCACACAAGAAAGGAGGAGAAGGAGAAGAAUUCGGUGGCCCUAAGUUCUGUGAUCAAGGGCGUCCUUCUUCAGCAGCUGUUUCAAGCGGUCGUGGCACAGUUAUUGUUUUUGGUAACCUCAAAAGCAAAUCUCACAAAGAAGCCAGUCCAGCCUUCCUAUCUUGUUCAGUUCUUUCAGAUUCUAGUAGCAAUGUUCAUCAUGGAUACGUGGCAGUAUUUUAUUCACCGGUUCAUGCACCAGAGCAAGUUCUUAUACCGGCACAUUCACUCACAACAUCACAAGCUGGUUGUUCCAUAUGCAAUUGGAGCUCUAUACAACCACCCGCUGGAGGGUCUUUUACUUGACACUGUUGGGGGAGCAAUAUCAUUUCUCUUUUCAGGAAUGACUGCUCGGACUGCAGUCUUCUUUUUCUGUUUUGCGGUGGUGAAGACAGUUGAUGAUCACUGUGGACUUUGGUUACCAGGCAAUCUGUUCCAUAUAUUUUUCCAGAACAACACUGCUUAUCAUGACAUCCACCAUCAGCUUAAAGGAUUAAAAUUCAACUAUUCACAGCCUUUUUUCCCAAUUUGGGACAGGUUAUUGGGGACCUACAUGCCAUACACUCUUGUGAAACAUCCUGAAGGCGGGUUUGAAGCAAGACCUUUGAAAGAGUAGCUUUUCCUUCAUCUGCUGAGGUGCCGAAGCUCGUGUACUCUUUGCAGAACCGAACUUCAUAUUUUGUGAAGCAGGCAUUUCUGACUAAGCCAAACAUGAGACACAGACAAAGCUUGGGAUAGAAAGGCUGUACAUAGAGCUUUUAGCUGAAUCUCCAUUUGUUUCACCAGUGAAGGGUAAUUCCAUUACUGUGUGAAUUUAUGAAUGACUGGCUUCUUGCUUUUGAAGUUGCUUAGAUUGAUGUAUUGUAUUUCUCAUUUUCUCUCACGUGCUUUUCCACUGCUUAGUGUGCUCUUGUGAGGUUUAUCUUGGGACUCAAUUGUAUGAUCUAAAUGGUUCUUGCAGAGUGAGGAUAGGAUUGUAUUUAUUUUUA
Molecule: messenger RNA, 1744 nt
Organism: Nymphaea colorata (pocket water lily)
Lineage: Eukaryota; Viridiplantae; Streptophyta; Magnoliopsida; Nymphaeales; Nymphaeaceae
Product: very-long-chain aldehyde decarbonylase GL1-9-like
Exons: 2
Coding region: 598-1371 (257 amino acids)
Biological process (GO): lipid biosynthetic process
Molecular function (GO): oxidoreductase activity; iron ion binding
Source: RefSeq, a predicted model, not a curated record